Triplophysa rosa is the source of this 1524-nucleotide messenger RNA. RefSeq names its product syntaxin 2a (gene stx2a). Gene Ontology annotation, biological process: exocytosis; intracellular protein transport; synaptic vesicle fusion to presynaptic active zone membrane. The transcript has 9 exons. Bases 204 to 1043 code for a protein of 279 amino acids. Lineage: Eukaryota; Metazoa; Chordata; Actinopteri; Cypriniformes; Nemacheilidae. Gene Ontology annotation, cellular component: SNARE complex; synaptic vesicle; endomembrane system. Gene Ontology annotation, molecular function: SNAP receptor activity; SNARE binding. The record is from RefSeq and is a predicted model, not a curated record.
UCACGCAUAAAUGCUUUGCUUAAUUUGCUUCUUUGUUGUAAAAAACUUGCACACGAUUUUCCCUUUACGUACUGUAGUUUAAAGACCGCUAUAGUUUGAUACUUAAUAUACACGUCUAACAAAAAGACUGCGUGCGGAAGUAAAUAAGGCGGGGCUUUGAGUCAACCGUCAUUCUGUAUGAGUUAUUGUUCUCUACCGUGGAAAUGAAGGACCGCCUGGCGGAUUUGACACCCUGCCGCGGUGGCCACACAGCUCCAGUGGAGACCAAUGCUUUUCUAGAGGAAUUCCUCCGUAAGGUAGACGAGGUUCAGAAACUUAUGAAUAGGAUUUCCCACUCUGUGGAAGAAGUGAGGUCAAGGCAUCACACCAUUUUGACAGAAAUCAACCCACCAAUGUAUGUGAGAGAGGAACUCGAGCAGUUGAACAAUGAUAUCAAGAGGACAGCCGAUGACAUGCAGGCAAAACUGAAAGAUUUGGACGGGAGUUUUUCAGAGUGUGAGAAUGCAAAUAGCGGCUCUGUCUACUUCCGCAUCCAGACUACCCAGCACACAGCUCUUUCACUGAGGUUUUCAGAAAUAAUGAAUGCGUACAACCAAGAACUUUUAUCUUUCCGAAAAAACAGCAAAGAAAGGAUCCAAAGACAGCUGGAGAUCAGAGGGAGAGUCAUCACUGAAGAAGAGACGGAGGUUUUGCUGCAGAAUAACAACACUUCUGUCUUUACUUUAGAUAGUGUCCCAGGCGGUAACAUCACAGGACAAACGCUGAAUGAGAUCGAGUUACGACAUAAGGACAUUCUCUGUCUGGAAGCCAGCAUUCGAGAGCUGAAUAACAUGUUUAUUGAUAUUGCCAUGCUAGUGAGCAGACAGGGUGAAAUGGCAAACAACAUUGAGAAGACUGUAAUGAAAGCUGGAAACUAUGUAGAACACGGGAAAGAAACUAUUAAAGAAGCUGUGGUUUACAAAAACUCUUGGCGGAUAAGACUGCCCCCUUUACGCAGGUCAUUCAAAAGCAAAGCUAAAGCAGUGACCACUGAUGGCUCCUGAGCACUUUAUCCAGUGUCAUUAAAGGUUUCAGACUAUGGAACAUGUGCUGCUUUUGAUGGUGGUAUUUGUUCUGUGCAAAUGACAAAUUAUUUUUGAAAAGCAGCACUCUGAAAAGCAGCACUACUUUGCCUUUCAUAUAGCUUUAUUCCCACCAGGAUAAUAAUCUCUUUAUCGAACUUUAACCUUUGUCUGCUUGCAAACAUUCUUGGUGGCUUCCCCUCAAUGAAGUUAAUGAUUACUCAUGCUCUCAAGUGCUGUAGAUUCUUCAAAAAUAGACAGAACUAGCAGAUUUCUGUGUAAAAGCCCAAAAUGUUGUUUCUUGUGUUUGCUUAUGCUGGUGUCCACUGGUUUCAUGGUGCUCUUAUACUCCGUAUGACUUAAUUCCUAAUAAUUAUUAUUUAUUUAUACUUUCUCAAGGCCUUGACCACAUGUACAAGAUGUUUUUAUUGUUUGUUAAUGGUUUAAUAAAAUGACAUUUGUG